This is a messenger RNA of Malaclemys terrapin pileata, 2682 nucleotides long. It is a transcript of the gene SLC6A8, whose product is annotated as solute carrier family 6 member 8. NCBI's taxonomy places the organism in Eukaryota, Metazoa, Chordata, Testudines, Emydidae. Gene Ontology annotation, biological process: sodium ion transmembrane transport. Gene Ontology annotation, cellular component: membrane. The record is from RefSeq and is a predicted model, not a curated record.
GUGUCUUUCUGAUCCCGUACCUGCUCAUCGCUGUGCUAGGGGGGGUCCCCAUUUUCUUCCUGGAGAUUUCGCUGGGGCAGUUCAUGAAAGCCGGGAGCAUCAACGUCUGGAACGUCGCGCCCCUGUUCAAAGGGCUGGGCUUCGCCUCCAUGGUGAUCGUGUUUUACUGCAACACCUACUACAUCAUGGUGCUGGCCUGGGGCUGCUACUACCUGGCCAACUCCUUCGCCGCCCCCCUGCCCUGGGCCACCUGCGGCCACACCUGGAACACGCCCGAGUGCGCCGAGAGCUUCCGCCCGCCGGACUGCGCCGGCAACCAGAGCUGUGAGCCCGAGGGGCGCUCGCCCGUGCUGGAGUUCUGGGAGAACCGGGUGCUGCGCCUCUCGGGGGGCCUGGAGGAGCCGGGCGCCAUCAACUGGGAGGUGACGCUUUGCCUGUUGGGGUGUUGGCUGCUCGUCUACUUCUGCGUCUGGAAGGGCGUCAAGUCCACCGGGAAGAUCGUCUAUUUCACUGCUACAUUCCCCUACGUGGUGCUGAUUGUUCUCCUGAUCCGGGGGGUCCUGCUGCCCGGCGCCGGCACCGGGAUCCUGUAUUAUCUCAAACCCGACUGGUCCAAACUGGGAAUCCCCUCAGGUAACGCCGGCCCGGACGCCUGGGUCUGGAUCGACGCGGGGACUCAGAUCUUUUUCUCUUACGCCAUCGGGCUGGGCGCCCUGACAGCCCUGGGCAGCUACAACCGCUUCAACAAUGACUGCUACAAAGAUGCCAUAAUCCUCGCCCUGAUCAACAGUGGGACGAGUUUCUUCGCUGGCUUCGUCGUCUUCUCCAUCCUGGGCUUCAUGGCGACGGAGCAGGGGGUCGACAUCUCCAAGGUGGCAGAAUCCGGGCCUGGCCUGGCGUUCAUCGCGUAUCCCCGAGCUGUCACCCUGAUGCCCGUCGCUCCCCUCUGGGCGGCUCUGUUCUUCAUCAUGCUGCUGCUACUUGGAUUGGACAGUCAGUUUGUGGGCGUGGAGGGUUUCAUUACAGGGAUCCUGGAUUUGCUGCCGGCCAGCUGUUCGUUCCGGUUCCAGCGGGAGGUGACGGUCGCCCUGAGCUGCACCCUCUGCUUCUUCAUCGACCUCUCCAUGGUCACGGAGGGGGGCAUGUACGUCUUCCAGCUCUUCGACUACUACUCGGCCAGCGGCACCACACUGCUCUGGCAGGCCUUCUGGGAAUGUAUCGUGAUUGGCUGGGUGUACGGAGCUGAUCGGUUCAUGGACGACAUCGCCUGUAUGAUCGGCUACCGGCCCGGCCCCUGGAUGAAAUGGUGCUGGAUGGUUCUGACACCCCUCAUCUGCCUGGGCAUUUUCCUCUUCAACGUUGCCUAUUACAAGCCGCUGAUCUACAACCACACCUACGUGUAUCCGUGGUGGGGCGAGGCCCUGGGCUGGGCCUUCGCGCUCAGCUCCAUGCUCUGCCUGCCUCUCACGGCCCUCAGCAAACUGCUCCGCGCCCAGGGGCCGCUGGCCGAGCGCUGGCAGUGUCUCACCCAGCCCGUGUGGGGGCUGCACCACCUGGAGUACAAGGUGCCCGAGGGGAACAGGGGGGCACUGACCAGCCUGAGCCCCUGCGCCGAGGACAUGGGCAAAGUCGACAUCCUGGAGAGCGUCAUGUGAUCUGGAGCUCUGCCCCCCUGGGGGGUCCCCUGCCCCCAGAACAUGUGCCACUCAAAUCAUACAGCCGCUCCCUGGGGGGCAGGACCCCUGCAAACCAGCCCGGACGCCUGGGUUCUCUCCCUGGCUCUGGGAGAGGAGGGGAGGGGCUGGGGGCCCAGACACCUGGGUUCUCUGGGAGGGGAGCUCCUCCAUUCAAUUCAGCCGUUUGGCCCCACCCGCCCCAGAGCCAGCAUGAGACCCCCCCAGCCGGCGAACCCAGGCGUCCUGCCCCCACCCCCCGAGCCCUUGAACGCAGAUUAUAUUUUGCACAUUUUCUAUAGAGAGAAGCUAUAUACAGAUCUAUAAAUCGGGGGAGGGGGGGGGACAUUAAUUUUCUUAAGUGUGGGGCCUGUACAAAGCGCUAACGAGCCAGGCCGGGGGUCGCGCGGGGACCCGGCUGGUGGGGGUGUCUGUGUCGGGGGGAGGGUGUCCGUGUGUGUGUCCGUGGGGGGGGGGGGGUCCAUGUCCGGGGUGUGUGUGUGUGUCUGUGCUACAUCAAUGCACCAACCCAACCUCAGGCCGACGGGGGUGGGAGCGGGGGGGUGAUUGCCGAUGAGCCUCUGGGGGGGGGUGGCCCCCCGAGCAGCCCACCAGCAGACCCUUGGGCUGUUUUUUUCUGGGGGGGGGCAGGGGAGAUGGAUGGGAGCAAGAUCCCCCCCCAUAUGCCAAGAGUCCAAUCUCUGCCAUCCAUCCCCCCCCCAGCCGGGGGUUAAAUCCAGAGUGACUCCAGCUUGCCCCUCGCCCACAGAGGCUGUCCCAUUUGUUCCCCCCCCCCACCCUGGGGGGGCCCGGGGGCGAUUCCACAUCAGUCUUCCACGGUGGCAGCUUUAACGUGUUGUGUGUUGUGUCAAACCCGCGGGGACGCUCCUGACCCCCCGCUUCCCAGAGGCCCCCCCCGUUCCUGACCCCCCCCAGCCCACUGCGGGCUCUGUCUGUGAUCGUGUUAAUUUCCAUCCUGAGACAGCAAUAAACGAGACAUAUCCCGGCC